Molecule: messenger RNA, 2074 nt
Organism: Cadophora gregata
Lineage: Eukaryota; Fungi; Ascomycota; Leotiomycetes; Helotiales; Ploettnerulaceae
Exons: 2
Coding region: 425-2074 (549 amino acids)
Biological process (GO): transsulfuration
Molecular function (GO): pyridoxal phosphate binding; cystathionine gamma-synthase activity
Source: RefSeq, a predicted model, not a curated record
AGGAGGGACUUCAUUGGAGUGAUGAGAGUCACGUAAAAGAAAGGCAAGUGUCUGUGCUGGGCACUGAGAGCUUUUGCCCCUCCCUCACGGCCGUGCCACUCAUAUGCGGCUGUGCUAGUCACUUCCGAGGGCUUGCUGGAGCCCCGAGUCUUGAAGCCAGUUGGGAGGGCAUGACAGCCUGAUCUGGGUAAGACGGGGAUAACCGAUAAGCUGUGUACCUGGCCGCUAUGCCCUCUCUGUCAAGGUACGGCGCUGGACCUCGCUUACUCGCUAGUGGGUUCCAGCGACAUAUCAAUGGAAAUCAUUCCCACCUUCCGCUCCAACUUCUUCUUCUCACACAAAUAUCCUUCUCUGUCACAAUUCUGUCGUCUUGUAUUGUGCGUUUCAUGGGUGCCAACAGAUACAAAACAAACAAAACCCGAACAUGUCGACCAAACUCCAAACCCCAGCAAUGGGAUCCCUCCCUCCUCAUCAACGCCAUGCCAUCACCAUCCACAUGCCUGGAUGGGCAAGUAUGCUCAGGUUGAUGGACCGGGACCCCGAAUUCAUAAAGGAGACUACCAGUUUCUACCCGAGGAUUAUACCGCACAAGGAUGUCAAAGCUCUCGCCGCCGCUGUGCUCUCCAAAUUCGGCACAGAAGGCCAAAAUGUCUUCCUCUUCUCCGCCCCUGAAUCCGCAUCGGAAUGCAUCAAAUUCGCCACCUCCCCCGCACGGGGUGAUGAUGCCCUCUCACCCUCUGAAAUUUCCACCAAAGUCCUAGACAUCAAGGUCCGCCUCUACGCCGUUUUCUUCCCCUUGCCUAAAUCCCCCAUCGUCUCAGCCUUCUGGAUCAAUCCCGGUGUCGGCAUCUCUUCUCGCUUCGCAGAGGAAAGCCUCAAGAACAUCGACCUCCUGCGCGAAGUAAUUGACGACAAGCCUGCACCAAGCAACCCAGUGUCACCAGCUAAUGCAAUCCUCCGCGACCGGAUCGCGACCUUACUCGAACGCGCACCUGCACCAAACUCGCCAAGAAAGGCACUGAUCAAAGCAGAAGAUGUCUAUCUGUUUCAAACAGGCAUGGCAUCCAUCUACACCGUGCACCAAUUCCUUCUCAGCAAAUUCAAUGCUCUGAGCGUGCUUUUCGGCUUCGCGUUCCACAGCACACCGCAUAUCUUCGAGGAAUUCGGAGGACCGGGCUUGAAAUUCUUUGGUCUUGGCAAUGCGAAUGAACUUGUCGAAUUAGAAAAAUUUCUCAAAGAGGAGAAGACAGAAGGGAGAAAGAUCCAAGCGCUAUGGACUGAAUUCCCUGCCAACCCACUCCUCAUGACGCCCGACAUCACGAGAUUGCGAGAAUUGGCUACAGAGUACAAUUUCGUGCUUAUAGUGGACGACACAGUUGGCAGUUUCUGCAACGUCGAUUUACUCGGCGCCGGCGGCGCCGAUAUCGUCGUAUCAUCGCUCACAAAAUCUUUCUCAGGUUACGCGGACGUCAUGGGUGCUAGUGCGGCACUGAACCCUUCGUCGGCGAAGUAUGGAAUGUUGAAGGAGCUGUUCGGAGAGAAAUACGUGAAUCGGUACUACAGCGGGGAUGCUGAAGUCCUAGAGAAGAACAGCAGAGACUAUCUCACUCGCUCGAAGACUUAUAAUACCAAUGCAGAGGAAUUGGUUGAGUACCUCCAAUCCCUCACCAGCGACCCGAAGAGCAGCGUCGCGAAGGUCUACUACCCGACCACUUCCCCCACUCUCUCUCAUUACAAAGCCCGCAUGCGUGCUCCGACAGCAGACUUCACACCUGGGUACGGUUGUCUCUUCACGAUCGAGCUCAGGACUGUUGAAGCCACGCAAGCCUUUUACAAUAACAUCAAUGUUCAUCACGGUCCGCAUCUGGGUGCGCAUUUGACGCUCGCGCUGCCGUAUGUCAAGGCGCUUUAUGGGAAGCAAUUAGAUUGGGCUGCAGAGCGCGAUUUGAGAGAGACGCAGAUCAGAAUGUCGGUCGGCUUGGAGAAGGCGGAUGAUUUGAUACAGGUGUUUAAGGAUGCAUUGGUUUUCGCUGAUGCGGUGAAGGUGGAGGAGAGUGCGAUAUCUGUAACUUGA